Messenger RNA from Lingula anatina, 3611 nucleotides. RefSeq lists its product as uncharacterized. The record is from RefSeq and is a predicted model, not a curated record. Lineage: Eukaryota; Metazoa; Brachiopoda; Lingulata; Lingulida; Lingulidae.
ACCAAGGUGAAUUUUAUAAACAGGACUGUCAUGGCUCUUGACACUGACCGACAUUAAUAAUGUAGAGGCGUUUGACGAGAAAAUAAUAAGAGUUUCACAAUGGCUCACCCGUCUGACCACAGUCAGGAGUUGGACCUUCUUAAGUCAAUCCUAGAACACACAGGUGGCAUUAACCAACUGUAUAGCACCUCAGAGUUUUCUAGCAGAUCAAGCUCUUUUAUGGGAAGACCUGGUAGCAGAAGAAGCUGCCGAAGCAACAGUAGUAAUAGGAUGGAAAGAGAGAGUGGAAACAGUACAAGCAGUGACAGUAGCAGAAGCAGUGAUGAUGAAGAAAAUGUGAAGCGAAAAUCUAAUAAGAAAAACCAUGAGCACAGACAUGGACAUAAGCAUCACCAUGGGCAUGGCCAUAAACAUAAGCAUCAUCACAGACACCAUCACCAGAAAGUAGAAGAGAAACGGUUCUCCAAGGUAGAAAGCAGUGCCACUGCUAAGCUACAAGAGAAGUAUCAAGAACUCCAGCGCUUAUUAAAUGAACAGUAUCUGACCCAUAAGAAUGCGUUGUUGGAGGACCAGCUAAAACACAGCAGGUCUCUACUAACACAUUAUCUGACCAACAGCCGCUGGAAUACUCCUCCACCAGAGUGGGCAGAUAAACACCUGAAGAAGACCAGAGAGGUCAAGGUGCCCUCCCCUCGCUAUGAUACUGGGACCCAGACCAAGAGCGAUGAUAAUAGCUCUAAUGGCUCGGGUGUUCACCAAGAACCCAAAGAAGUUAAAGUCAGAGAGAAAGUUAAAAGAAAAGGGAAAACACAGAAGGUGGUUGUUGAUCAGGAGGAUACUAGAAAACAGGACAAAGGUGCUUGCGGUGAGACAGGAAAUAAGGGUGAUGUAUCUAAGCUGGAGGAAAGUUUAAAGCGGGUCACCUUUGCUAACCAAGAGGCGGAAAGUGUGACAAGUGGCGACAGAGACCCUGAUUUAGUCAUCGACACUGUGGAGCGUGAGAUUGCACUUAAAACUGUCCUGAAAGAAAAUGGUGAAAAGAAAACAAAGCCAAAAAAGCAACAGAUCACAAAGUCUUCCAAAAGUAAAAAUAAAGACUUGACUUCCACUGAGAGUGCAAUUAAACAAAAGUCUGAUAAGUCAGCCUCUCCCACAAGAAGCAGGACUCCUAUUGUUCCUACUGACUCUCACCUUGAGAGCACCACAAAUGAUGAAAUUAAGAAGUGGUUACUGGAAAAAAAGAGACUUGAGAGAAAGAAGCGUGCUGCACAGCGAGCUAAGGAUAGAGCAUUUAGAAAAGAACAAGAGGAACUGCUAGAUUUCAAGCGACAUCGUCUGGAGGAAUCUGCUGUUGAGUUUGAUAAGUGGAAACACAGCAAAGAAGUCGAGAUUAGGCUUCUUAGAAAGAGAGAAAGAAUUUCAAAAGGCAGACCCACUGAAUACUCUCCAAGUACCCCGCUCAACAUGUCUCCCAGGGGUAAGACCUCUGGUAGUCCCCAGGCACAACGUACCCCAUCUCCUGUGACAACCACCCCAAGAGCUUCCCCCAGGACCCCAAAAGAGACCCCAAAGGAUGAAUCACAUCAAGAUGAUGCCAAUAACGAGAAAAAGCAAACUGAAGAAGAGGAGAAAAAGAAAACAAUACAAGAGGCUGACAUUCCUGACACACUAAGAAACAAUAUACAUACCCAGAAAAUUGCAGAAGAGAUCAAGCGCCAGUCGAAAAUAGCUAAGGAAGCGAGAGAGAAGGCACUGCGUGGGGAAGAGGUUGAGUAUGGAUACAAGAAACCAGUAGCUGAAAGUAAAGUCGAUAGAGCAAAAAGGAUAAGUCUUCAGAAAAAGAAAGCAAAAGAAGAAGAGGAGAGAAAGAAAAGGGAGGAGGAAGAGGCCCAAAAGAAACGGAUCUCAUAUGAAGAUUGGCUUAAAGUUAAAAAGCAGGAGGAUGAAAAAAGGAAGAAAAGGGAGAAGAAACUUGAGGCAGAAAAACGGAAAAACCUUGAUCUGAAAGAUGUCAUACCCAAUUUAGCCAAGCAACGUAUUGACAGAGCAUCAGAAGGAAAAGGGAAGCGAGUUGACAGUGGACUAAACAAAAGCGAAGAUCACGACAAUUCCAGAAGUGAAAAUGAAACCAAUGUACAGAGUGGAACCGAGUCGACAGGUUCUCCGCCAACACCAAAAUAUGUCUGGAAGCCAAAAGAUCACAGCUCAGACGACAAAGACGUAAUAGACAAAGUAAGUGACGCUAAUAGGUCCUUCCCACGUGCUCGUCCACCAUCGGCUCGCCCAGUAUCAGCAUCGCGUCUCUCCGCAAGAAUACCAAAUCCACCCAGACCUUCAAAAUCGCCCGUUCCGCCCAAGAAUCGAACUGACCACAUUACUGAUGAACACCCAAAUCCGUUUUCUUCGCCAGUGCCCCCUCACCCGAAAACCGCGGGUCCAAACAGUCCUGCGUUUAGGCGGCACCAGUUUGGAAAGCAGAAAGGAGACGCACUGAAAGGGGAACGCCCAGAACCACAGGGGAGUGAUCAGCCCGCCGCUAGAGGGCAUUGUGGCGGUGAUUCUCAACCAUCCGCACAGAAGUCUGCUCCUGAUAUAACUGUGGAAGACAUAGAUGGAGACUCGUUGAAACAGAACAAUUCAAAUGGAAACAAUAACAAUCAUGAAGGAAAACCUGAAGUGGUUGUUGAAGUGAAAAGGUCUCUCUUCCUGACUAGCAUAGAUUAGUCAAAUAGUUUUUAUAGUUUGUAGCAGUAUAGUUAAAUUGUAGCAGUAGUUUAGUAGUAGCAGCUAUACAUACUGCAGCGGUAGAAAUGAAGCAUCGUUUCAAUUUAAAUGUGAUAUUUCAUUUGUGAUUUACGGAUUAACCAAAGAUAUUUUUCUGUGCAAUUGUUAUUCCACUUGCUGCUUCAUAGGAGCUAUUUUUUCUUGCGUUUUGCCAACCAUUGUGAGAUUAGAUGAGAUGUGUUUGAUUUUUUUCUUUUUUUUUGUCUUUGAGCGAUCAUAUAUAUAGAUCGAAUGUGAUGGUGGAUAUUCAUAAGCGUGCUAUCACUGCUGCUGUACAAAUGUAGAUGGGGUCUUUUUAUCAGUGGGUUUCAUCAUUGCUGCACAUGCGCGCUUGUACGCACACGCAUGUUAUCAGCUUCCAAAUAUUAAAGAUGUAUUUUUGCACAACAUAUCGCCGUAGGCACCAACACAUUAUUGUAAGGUUCAUAUGUGACAUUUUUACCCCAUAUAUGAUACUCUUAGCAUUUUGUUCUCAAGACACUUUUUUAUUUUUCAUAAUUGUGUACGUAGGUUACUGUAGAUAUUAAACAAUGUAAACGCACAUUUUCAAAAAGAAACAUUCCAUUCAUGUGUUUACAAACUCUUAUAAAAAUAGAUUUAUGCCAUAAGUCUUUGUACUGUUGUUUUGUUUUGUAGUUGAAUGAACUUGUUCCCAUUUCUGUUACACUUCAUUGUAGUAGAACGGUAUGGAUUUUGUUCUUGUUUCUAUGUUAAUGUAUCUUAAAUUUGUUUUUCAUCAUAACAUUUGCUCAGCAAAUAAACGCUAGACUUUUCAAAAGAAAUGGCCUUAUUAGUUCAACAGGUGAAAGAAGAUAAACUUUAAUGAA